This is a messenger RNA of Knipowitschia caucasica, 915 nucleotides long. The record is from the annotation of a GenBank genome assembly. Lineage: Eukaryota; Metazoa; Chordata; Actinopteri; Gobiiformes; Gobiidae.
AUGGAGAAGUCUAAAAACUUUCGCAUCGACGCGCUCUUGGCCCAUGACGCAGACAGCGACGGAGGCUCCCCGGGAAGGUACAGCAGCAGCACCACCAGCAGCAGCCCCCUGUCCCAGCGGGGCUCAGACACUCCAUCCCCGCCCUCACAUCCACAGAACACCCGGCCCCUCCAGCCCAGAGCCCUGUCCACCAAACACCCGCUCCUCAGCCUGCCCCAACCUGCGCUCACGCACCUUCCACACGGGGCAGGUAUGCUCGGAGUGCACCCAGCAUCCAUGUAUCCUCUGGCGGCUUUGGGAGGACAGCACCCCGCCUUUCUCUACCCAGGCUUCGCGGGCCUCAUGCAUCCGUACGCAGAGCAUCUCAAAGGUGCCUCAAUGAGCGGAGGGGUGGCGCUGGAGCCCUGGAUCAGAGCCGGGAUGAUGAUGCCCAGACUGGGAGAGUAUGGAGCCCAGGCUCAGACAGGACUGCUGGGUAAAUGCAGACGGCCCAGGACGGCGUUCACCAGUCAGCAGCUGUUGGAGUUAGAGAACCAGUUCAAACUCAACAAGUAUCUGUCCCGACCCAAACGCUUUGAGGUGGCCACAUCUCUCAUGCUCACAGAAACUCAGGUAAAAAUCUGGUUCCAGAAUAGACGCAUGAAGUGGAAGCGCAGCCGCAAAGCUAAAGAACAGCAGGGAAACGCUCUGAACAAUGAUAUCCGCUGCUCCAGCAAGUCUCAGGGCGACUUGCACCACUCCAAUAUCCACGACGAUGACGAGGAGGAGGAGGACCCAGAGGAGGAAGAGGGGAAAGAGGAACUCCAAGCACUGAGGCCAACGCUCUCCAGACACACGCUGGAAAGCUACAGUUCGUAUUCUGAGGAGGAGGUGGAGGAGAGCGACCCGAGAACAAGGAACGAUGCCUUCCCAUAG